AUGACCUCCGAACCGACAGAGGAAGCUAUCGCGAACUUCGCCAACAACCUCAACUCCAAUCAAGCCAUUAACGCCUAUUUCGAAGAUCCCACGGGCCCUCAGACGCAGAUCGAGCACUCCGAUCCAGCCCCAGACCCUUCCCUUACAGCCCCGUCACGCCCACCGUCUACGCUCAACCUAAACGAACAAACAUCUGGCGCCGAGUACACACACAACACUCCUGCGCCUUCACAAAACACUACUGAUACCGGCAAAGGCUUGUCUCUGGCCGAGCAAGAGGAGCGUGAGCUGCAGCAAGCUGUGGCUAUGUCGUUGAACCAGAAUCUUGGACAGCAGGAGACGGGGGUCACAAGCACGAAAGACUCGAAGUUUAGUCGGGCCACGCGCGACCACUACGAGGAAGGCGCCUGGGCGAUGACGCUUUUCAACUCCAGCUCUCGCGAGAUUAUCAUCAGCCCCGAUCCGACCGAUCGCAAAAGGCGCGAUGGUGAACCGCCUUUCAUUCGGCCGUCUGAAGACAACGUAUACCUCAGUGGGUUUUUGACAAUCCUCCAUUCGAUUCCCCUGGCGAGGGAGGCCCUGAUGCUACGGACCCGACUUCUUUCAAACUACGGCCACGACCCCCAAUGGUGGAAUGGACAACCCAUCAACCUCCCCAAGAUUGUUACUGUCCAUGACGCGCAGGACGGCGACACUGAAUGGGACGAUAUAAUCUACGAAACACAAAGAAUAAUGGCCUUUUUGGAUGGCACCAGUCGCGCUUUUGGUAGUAGCGAUGCGCUUGCCAGUCUGAAGAGCAUGAGCAGUUAUGACCGGGAAGGCAGUGUUGGCCAGUUUUUGGAAUCCUGGCAAGAAGCUGCCAUCCGAGCAGACCAGGGAAAUCAGUUGGCAACCAUCUUCUCCUCGACUGCCUAUAAACGACCGCUUUCUGUCUUUGACACCCCGAUCGAUAAGGAAUUUUCCACGCUUACUCCGUUCGUGGAACGCGAGCACGGUCAAUCGCUCUAUGAUGUACUCGAUCACACCAUGUGGUCCGAUAGAGCGGGCGAAGAACUCGAUGAUGUAUGGCUGGAGCAUGUCGCAGAGGUUUUCACCAUCAAGAUGGACGGUACCGACAAACCCCUUGAAGUGAACAUUCCCGCGGUAUUCUAUCCCGAUCGAUAUCUCUCCGCCAGCCGGGAUCUUUCUCGUGAAUUCCGUGCGCAGAGACUCCGGGUUUACGAGGAGAUAUUCCGGCUAGAAAACUUGAUCAACCGCUUCACGCGAUCCAAGACGUCCAUAUAUAAAGGACUUACUUCCAUGGAGACCCUGGAGAAGGCCGCGGAUGUCAUCACCACCACGCUCCCGAAGAGCCUGUCCAAGUCAGAUGCGUUUACGCCUGAAACAGCAAAUGCAGAGGCACAGAGAUUGGCGGAUGAACUGAGAGCCAUAUCCGGUAAAAUAGAAACGAAGCUUAAGGAACUGGAGAUCAAGAAAGGCCAGGCCCUGGAAAGUCUUCGAGGCUACUCCAAAAUCCUCACCGAAACUUCCUCCUCCAGCGAACAGCCGCAUCACCAGUAUACCCUGCGAGGCGUGUGCACCGAACCACAUGUGACCUACGUUAAGCGCCAUGUGCCGGACGCCUCCGCGAAUGGGUCCGAAGCAACCACGUCCAACGAAUCCCAAUGGUGGCGCAUCAGCUUCUCUACGGACGAUGCAAAGUCCCGCCAGACAGAGUCAGGCCAGGCUAACAAUGCCAACUUCGAUAACGCAGAGGUUAUUGGAUACACUGCACGCAAGGUCGGAGAGGACGAAGUACUUCAAGCGGCCCGCGAGGAGUCUAAAUCCGUUCUACUUGUGUACGCCAACAGCAAUGCAAUGAACCAGACGGAGGAGCCGGCUCCCCCCCAACUCCAGAAUUUCGUGCACGCCGACAAUCAAGCAUUCGAGGCUGAGUGCCAGGAAGCGGAAAGUGCGAGAAAUCCGGCCAGCCACGAGAACCCUGCAUCGGGCGCAUCUGAACCGCCGACCAACCCGGCACAGAACGUGAACGUGAACGUGAACGUGUUUGACUACCAGGUGCCGUCCUUCGACGAGUCACAGGGUCCGGGGCAGGAGAUGGAAGAAAGAGGUGGACGACCUUUGCUCGGUAGAAGAUGUCGACGCGAUGUGGGAGGACGCGGACGAAGAGAAGGCGGCGUGAACUUUGGUACACCACCACCUAUCUACACAAUGGCUCUCGAAAACGACGCGGUCGCCAGCGCCACGAUCGAGCUCCUGGAGAGCCGUCUUCGCCGCCUGACCUACCUGCUGACCGGCGACGCAAAUUGGACCGGCAAUCCCACGCCGCCCGCAAAGCCCGCCUCUCUGGACGAGGGCGUCUCGCGCCGCCUGCUCCGCCUAGAAAGAGACCUGGACCGACUGAGUCGAAACAACCCCGCCGUCAGGGACGUUCUUGGACUUCACGACCGCUUCCCAGACCUCUUCCUCCCCACGCCCGCCAAAUCCCUCCCGGAGAACCUAACGACGCAAAACCUAGCCUCCAUCGUCCUCUCCUACGCGUCCGCCUUCCCCGAAACCGCAUCCCGACUCACCUCGCUGAACGACCUGCCUAUCCCGGACGCCGAGAUAUCUGCGUCGCUCAUCCAGCUCCAGCCGCGCUUGGACCAGUUGGCGCGCACGCAGGAGGACCAGGCGGCGCAGAUCUCUGAGCUGCGUGUGCGGUCCGCGAGAGUCUUGCAGAGGUGCAGUACAUAUCUCAGUAUGGCCCGCGUGGAAUCAGUCCGACUUCCAUACCCACGCGCACUGGAUUAUAUUGGACUGGACUGGACUGGACUGGACUGGACUGGACUGAAUCAUGAGAAAGGCAAGGAUGCGCGCAGCACGACCUCUUGA
Messenger RNA from Aspergillus heteromorphus CBS 117.55, 2874 nucleotides. RefSeq lists its product as uncharacterized. The record is from RefSeq and is a predicted model, not a curated record. Gene Ontology annotation, cellular component: cytosol; nucleus. The transcript has 12 exons. Bases 1 to 2874 code for a protein of 957 amino acids. Lineage: Eukaryota; Fungi; Ascomycota; Eurotiomycetes; Eurotiales; Aspergillaceae. Gene Ontology annotation, biological process: protein deubiquitination.